Messenger RNA from Tetranychus urticae (two-spotted spider mite), 1677 nucleotides. The record is from RefSeq and is a predicted model, not a curated record. NCBI's taxonomy places the organism in Eukaryota, Metazoa, Arthropoda, Arachnida, Trombidiformes, Tetranychidae.
UUUUGAUCAUAACUUAUUCUAAUUUAUAUUUAAUUUUUCAAUAUAAUUAUUUUCAUCAUUCACAUUGAUUGACGAACCAUUGUUGGAUUCAAAUUAUUUAAUCGGAGCAAGUUUUAAGGUCGCAGCCACUUGAUUAAAACUCACUAGUAACUGCUAAUCAACUUUAUGUUAGGCUAAUGCUGUUUUGCGUCCGACGCUGGAAAAUUAGUCCAACUUUUAACAGCUGUUUAUGUGACCAAAUGAUGGAUUUCGAGGCAAAGUCAAACACCCAAAUGCUUCUCAAUGGGAAUACAGAAACUUCCAAUGAAUUGAUAAAUUCAAACAUUAGUUACAAGGAAACUUUGUCCAAGCUAAUGGAAUAUGACAGCGCUUUUCUGUUUUGAAAAAGCUUAAUCCUACUAAUACGAAAGAUGCAAGAAAGAAGCUCAAUGUAAUCACUGAACUUUUGAAGUGACUCGAUAUAGAAUUGGAUGAUUUGAACAAUCUUAAUAUUAUUCAUAUUGUUGAACUAAAGGCGAAGGCUCAACAUGUGCCUACAUUGAAUCAAUUUUACGGUGAUUCAAUUUUAUUUUGGUUGCGAAUUCGACUGUACAAAUAUUGUCCCAAAACCAAUUGUUACACGUAUAACAUCACUUGGUAUUGAUCAUACUUCUGUUUUGGGUGAUACUUUGGAAUCUAUCGCAUGGCAUAAGGCUGGUAUAAUUAAAGCUAAUGUUGUUUGUUUCACAUCUUCUCAACCUGAACCAGCUAUGCAAGUUAUUCGCAAUCGGUCAAUUGAAAAAGACACUGAAGUUAUAAUUUGUCCACCGAUGGAAAACUAUGAAAACCUUACACCUUAUAAAAUCAAUUUAGGUAUUGAUGGUCACGUUCAAAGGGUCAAUGCCUCUCUUGCUUUACAAAUAUCUCGGUAUUUUCAUUUGAAGAUGACUUCUGCGGAGAUUAAUCCAAAAGAAUUGAUAGCGUUAGGCAAUGGUUUCGCUCUGGACAAAGAAGAAGUUUCAGGAUUAGUAAAAACAAAUUGGCCUGGUAGAUGUCAACUAAUUACCAAAGGAAGGGUUCAUUAUUUCCUGGAUGGUGCCCAUACUGUUGAAAGUUUAAAUAAUUGUUGCAUUUGGUUUAAACAAAAAUCAUAUCUUCAGUCAUCCAAUGAAAAAAUAAUCCGCAUUUUAUUCUUUUUUUCGGCCGGUCUCCGCCAAUAUGAAUCUUUGAUUCAAAGAGUUGCUCAGGAAUCGUUUGAUGUCGCUGUUUUUCCUUCAAAUUAUAUUGAAAAUAUUUCAAUUUAUCCUGAAAUUAUGCUGGAUUCUCGAUUUGAAAUUGAUAAGAUCUCUGAUAGAAUCAACAAAACAAGAGAAAUGUGGCAAGCAAUACAAAAAGACCUCAACAGAAAUCCUGAUAAUUUUCACCAAUUUUCAAGCUUAAAUAAAGCUUUAGAUUUCUUGGAUUCAAAUGAAUUGAUUGAAAAAUAUGGGGUUCAGGAUGAUUUCAAGCUUCAUGUUCUAGUCACUGGUAGUCUAAUUUUUGUUGGCAAUGUCUUAGCACUUAUAAAUCCUGAUACAUCAUUUCAUCUUUAAAUGGAUCUUGGAAAAAGAAAUAAAUAAUUCCAGUCUCAAGCAUUUGGCUGCUUUGGAUAUCGAUUCUAGACCACCUCUUGUUCGACAAACCGGAAUAAUAUGUACA